This is a messenger RNA of Thunnus maccoyii (southern bluefin tuna), 3442 nucleotides long. RefSeq names its product caveolin 2 (gene cav2). The coding region runs from base 3 to 491 and encodes 162 amino acids. Lineage: Eukaryota; Metazoa; Chordata; Actinopteri; Scombriformes; Scombridae. Gene Ontology annotation, cellular component: cytoplasmic vesicle; caveola; Golgi apparatus. The transcript is spliced from 3 exons. Gene Ontology annotation, biological process: negative regulation of endothelial cell proliferation; caveola assembly; insulin receptor signaling pathway. Gene Ontology annotation, molecular function: protein kinase binding; molecular adaptor activity. The record is from RefSeq and is a predicted model, not a curated record.
ACAUGGGUCUGGAAAACGAGAAAUCGGACACUAGUAUAAUUAUGGACGAAGACGAGUUCAACAGAUCGAUAGAACCCAUUCUGUCGAAGAAGGGGAAGGUGUACUCAGCGCCGCCGGACAGAGAUCCAAACGAUAUCAACGCGCACUUGAAGAUUGGUUUCGAAGAUGUCAUCGCGGAGCCCCUCUCCUCUCACAGCUUCGACAGAGUGUGGAUAGGAAGCCACGCCGUGUUUGAGCUGAUCAAAUUCAUCUUUUACCGCCUGCUGACCACGCUGCUGGCGGUGCCCAUGGCUUUCAUCCUCGGACUGGUUUUCGGGGUGCUCAGCUGCAUCCACAUCUGGUUGGUGAUGCCCGUAGUCCAGAGCCUCUUGAUGCUGUUACCGUCGGUCCAGGUGGUGUGGAGGAGCCUGACAGACAUGUUCAUAACGCCGCUCUUCUACAGCAUGGGAAAGAGCCUGUCCUCCAUUCAGGUUAAAACCACAGAGAACUGAUGCAGACACCUCUCUGUCCCCAAGGAGGAAGAAAUGUAGGACAAACUGGAGCCAAAGGAAAAAGGGGGUGAAUGAUACUUGUAGGGGGAAUAUGUGAGCUCUUUAUAAAGUAAAACAUAAACUCCUGCAGAAUCCUGUGCAAAGGAUUUACAACUGUAAGAUUAAGAUUUUAUCAAAAUGGUGACGUUAGUGUUUAGUUUAUAAGACAUCUUGGUCUCAAUGCAGGUCAUUCACUCUUGGUAAUGUAAAAAGCGGAAAGACAUUUGGGUUAAAACUGGACAUUUUUACAUGUCAACAAGUUAAAUGUAACUGUUGUUUCACCUUAAUUUAAAUGAAUAUAUUUCAAUGUGUAGUUAGGACCUAAUACAUAUUGAAAUAUAGUCAUUUACAUGCUGUUUAAAUACCAGAUAUAUGUACCAAAUGUCUAAAAAAUCUCACUUUUCAACCAAAUUUAGACCUGUUUUAACCUAAAUGCUGAGACAUCAUUUGACCUACAAAUCAAUUAAUAGAUGUAUCUCUAUAAGAACAUAAAUGGUCAAUGAUAAACAUUUUUACUGUGUGGGACUUUAUGAAGAGCUCAUGUGCACCACCCAAAAUGGAGUUGUUUUGCUGAUUGUGACCAAAAAAAAAAAUUCUUGUCAUUCCAUAACUUCGUACUGAGAGAGACGGAGUGUAACAUUGUUGUCAAAGGCAAAUAUACUGCUGAGUUGCUGAGAGAUGUAAUAUUUCUGCUUCUUUUUUAUAUGUUGUAUAUAUUGCAGAUAAUUCAGCUAGAGGUUGAAUGAAAUGAACCGAAUCAGAGUUCUGCUAGAGAGACGUUUAUAAGGAUUAUUAAAUACUAAGAUGCAGCUUGUUGCUUAUUUUAUCUGCUGUGUUGAUCUCAGUGCGUUGACAAUAGGCUACUACCAGGCGCUCGCUUUGGUAUGAAUCUAAUAUAAAUAAACUUAACAUAGAUUUAAAGAUAUUAUUGAACAUGGAUUGGAUAUCAUCAGAGAAGUGGCUGUCUAAUUUAUUAUUUAUAUGCAAUGACCAAUUCUUUGUUUGGCAGCCAUUUUUGGCAUAAUCUGACUUAAGAGGACUUCACUUGAGUAACUUCAGAGUGAUGAAGGACACGUUUUGUACUGUGUUUAGUUGAAGCCUCGGUCGACCUGAGAUUCCGGUACAUGCUUAUUUAAUUGUUAAAGAAGUGCUUGUUGUUGGACGCCGCAAUGCUGCUACAGUAGUUAGAAGGCUUUUUGAUUUUCAUUUACUUCCAGAGACAAACUUGCAGAAAAAAUCAGACUUUUGCCCUUUUUUUUUUUGCUGUAGCGUAGAUAGAGUUGAGUUUCAAGUACAAGCCUGCGCAGUUUCCUCUUGCUAACAGCUGUACAAUCUGAACUUUAAAUUUAGAGAGAAAGAGUGCCACAGUAACUGAGCUGACUGCCAGAAAAUGGUGAAAAAUAUCUGUGUUUCCCAAAGCUCAAGAUGACAUCCUCACAUGUCUUCUUCUGUCCUGACCAACAGUCUACUCAACUCAACACUAAGAUAUCCAGUCGACUAUCAUAGACGACAUCAAAACAGAUGCUGAUUCAUUUAAUAAUCGGCAACUAAUGGAUUAAUCGACUAAUCGUUCCAGCUCUAGUUUUGGCCAGUUGGUUGCAGAGGAACUCCACAACAAGCUGAUAAACACACAUCUCUGACAUAUUAAAGCUUUCCCAGAUAACAUAUAAAGAUGGGCCACUUUAGGCAAUGAUGCAGUGCUGCAAAAUGGAUCCAAGCCUGAAACAGCACAACAUGUAAAAUAGCAAAUAUGGCUGAAAAAUCCCAAAUCAAAUGUGGGCCUUUUUUGGUAAAGAUGUGGUGCUUUCACUGGAUGUGGACCAGUUCUGCUUUAUCUGGUUUGUUCUUGGUUGAUAUACGGCGUUGCUACGGCUUGCUUGCGGCCUAACUCUGGGAAACAGGAGCGGACCGCCCAAGUGCCAUCAUUCCACACGAUACAUGGGCCGGAUCUGGGCCACAGCAAAAUUGCUAUCUGCAAACAUCCAACAAGACACAGAGCAACACUGGCAGUCAUUCGGACAUGUGUUUCUGUGGUCCUUUUUACUCAUGAGAACCAUAUCUGGCUAUUAAGCUACUAGAUGUUCCACUUUUGUUAGAAUAAAUUUGCUAACUUUGUCUGUCAGCUGUUGGGUGCUGGGCAGGUAGCGUACAGAGGGUUGAUCUGCUACACUUUGAAACACAGCUGAGGAGAGAAACGGGACUGAAACAUACAGUGAGCGUGCCAUAAAACCAAAACUAAUUAAGAAAUAUUAAUUAGUGGAACUUUAACCUUACAGCCAAGACUGAUCACAGGCUAAUCGCCAUGAAAAAAGAUAGAACCGCCAAUUAAGAGAGAGGUAAAAAUGAACACUACUAAAAUACACAUCCACAAUACAGAUACAUGAACUGCCUGUUUAUUGAAGUCUGCAGAUCGUAGGGGAUUUUCGCCACCGAUUUCUAAACAGCAGUCAGACACUGUAUGAUGUGAUAUUUGGAUUCUAGCUGACAACUGAAGCUCAGUAGUCCCGUCAGAACGUUUUUAAUCCUCGCAUGGAUGUCAGACUGCUGACAAGCUGCCAGCCAACAUGCUUGUGUUCAGUUUUUCAGCUCUAAGAGGAAAUUGAAGGUAGGGUUGCGCAAUAGUGGAAGACACAGGUGUGUUGCUGCUAAAGCCUCUUCUCUCCCCUCCACAGCAUGUAGCACUAACUAACCUCAGCUCAGCCGUUUAACUCUUUAAGUUAUUUUUUUCCAAAGGUUGCGUAUUUAUUUUGGACAAAAAUGUCAUUACCUAACAUUCAUUAGUCAGUAAAAGUGUUUUCAUUGUUUUUUAGCUGUUGCUUUACUCAGACUAUUGAUAUACUCAUUAUAGGAUGAACCUGCAAGCCAAAUGUGUUUUUUCAUGAUCAAAAUAAAAACAGUUGUACUCAAGGUAA